GCGGGGCGAAAGCCCCGGGCGCCACUUCCCUGGGGGCGCCAAAUCCGAUACAGGGACUUAUGAAUUUUUAAAAUUUAAUCUUGACCAAAUGUAUAAAUGAACAGAAUAGGCAUAUAUAAGAAACGGCCUGAGUACCCAUUUUUGACAACUUAUUAUCUCUCAUUCGGUUUGGACUAUAUACUUAUAGUAUGUGUGUAGCUGACGGGCACAAUAUCCUCGUUGGGUCAUUCCCCAUAGGUACACCCUUUAUUCUCACCCGGUCCACCAGGUCGCCAUCUGGUGAGUGGUGAUGAAGGCUGACGGCGGAAGGCAGACUGCUUUCCACUCCAGUGUGUUUCGCAAGCUACACAGUUGCGCGGGAAAAAAUGGAGAUGUAAUCGGCUCAUUCGGCUGGCAGCCUGACAGGUACAAUGAGUAACACCAAGAAGCAAAAGCUGAGCGGCUCUGCGUACAGAAAAUUGAGAGACGAAAGGAAAAAAGAACACAGAAAUGCUGAGCGAUUUCGUCAGUUAAUGAUGCCGCGGUUGCCGCCCAAAAAAUCACACAACUCUGGUGAUGGAGAAAGAGAACCGACUGAAAAUCAAGAGCAACCGUGUAGUACAAACACAGAAUUGGGCGAUGAAAUUUACACUUCAACAAAUAUCCCACACGAUCAAACUCGCGACAAAUCUACUUCACCCCCAAUAAAAUCAAACAUUAGUCAGAGUGAGCCCCCAGCACUGCCACAAAGUUCGCAUGCAACAAAACCGCAAGAAUAUCCUCAUGCUGCUGAGGCAAGUUUAUUGCCAAGUCAUUCCGGUAACACGGUCAAUGAACGCGAAUUAAACAUGGAUUAUCCAGACGGUGGCAAAUGGCCACUUCCAGUGAAUGAUAAAUUACGAAUCGAACUCAUUAGGCGUGGUUCGCCUUCUCUGAAAAAUAUGAAUGGGCCCUUCCCUGUUGAUCAUGAGAGAAGGUCGAUGUCGAAAGAGUGGUUUUUUAAAAACACUUGGAAAUGGUGAAAAAAUUGAAAGGUCUUGGCUGCUUUUUUCGCCCUCAAAAGGAAGUUUGCACUGCUUUUGUUGUCGCCUUUUCAAUAAUUACGCCAGCGCUUUUGGUAAAGAAGGGGGUGGUUUUUCAAUGGGCGGAGCUUUUCGAAGCUAAAACUUAUUAAAACUUACCUUAGAUCAACUAUGAGUCAAACUAGAUUGAGCAACUUGGCCAUCCUCUCUAUAGAGCGGGAAGUCGCAGAGGAGAUGGACACUGAGCAAAUCAUUCACGACUUUUCAGUUAUGAAAGUAAGAAAGAUGUAAUGUGUCAUUAGACACCAUAAUAAAGUGUUUUCGUUGGACCAUAAUAAAAAAAAUUCUUUC
Molecule: messenger RNA, 1352 nt
Organism: Penaeus monodon (black tiger shrimp)
Lineage: Eukaryota; Metazoa; Arthropoda; Malacostraca; Decapoda; Penaeidae
Exons: 2
Coding region: 411-1001 (196 amino acids)
Source: RefSeq, a predicted model, not a curated record